CCUGCCCCCUCCCCCGGUGCAAUGGAAGUCCCCGGGAAUCCUCCUCCUCCCCGCUAACAGGCGGCGGCCCGGCCCGGUGCAAAAUGCUGGGCAUGUACGUGCCGGACAGGUUUGCCCUGAAGUCGUCCAAAGUGCAGGACGGGAUGGGGCUCUACACGGCCCGCAAAGUGAAGAAGGGUGAAAAAUUUGGCCCCUUUGCAGGGGAGAAACGAAUGCCUCAGGAACUGGAUGAGAACACAGAUUGCAGGCUCAUGUGGGAGGUUCGUGGCAGUAAAGGUGAAGUCCUUUAUAUCCUGGAUGCAAGCAAUCCACGCCAUUCUAACUGGCUGCGUUUUGUCCAUGAAGCUCCAUCACAGGAACAAAAGAAUCUGGCUGCAAUCCAGGAUUUUCCAGCAGAUCCCUGAGAAAAUGAUUAAAAAGAAGUUUAUUCUGAAGCCAAUCAGAAAUAUUUUUAGAUACCUUUAUUUGCUGAGAAACAAAUGAAGUAAAACAAGAAAAAUGUUUAAUAAUAAUAAUAAUAAAAGAUUAGUUAAGUUUCAGGAUGUAGUUUUGUGAAAGGUGCACACUGAUGGCACUCCAAUUUUUGUGCUGAAGAUCUGAUGCUUCCUUGAAUAUCAUGUUCUCUAGAGGGGCUCUUGUCUUGUUUGGUUUUUAAGCAAGCACUGUCCAGUGAGAUUUCUGCUGCCGGUUCUUAGAGACUUCAUAUGUCCUUCCUCUUUUUGUUUCAGCAGUGAGCCUUUCUACGAUUUCCUUUCUGCUGUUCUACUGCAUCUCUUUUCCCUAGCAAUUUGAUUUGUUAUCUGCCUUCACUUGAUUUGCACCUCCUACUUUCUAAAGCUCUAGUUCUACUGAAUGGCAGUCUGCAGUUUACAUCUGCAGCUUUUUUUCAUGGUGAUCCUGUGUAAAUGAAAAUUCAAGGAUGAUCUCUCUAGAAACUAAAGGUAUAUCUACUGCUGUCUUUCAGACCACUUUGUUUCUCUCCAAGUAAUAAUCUUCACAUAUCUCUGGCAUACCAUUGCUAGCUGAAAAUAUCUGCAAUUUUGCUUCUGAUAUUGUUUCUUUGUACUUUGUUAUUGUUCCUGUUUUACUUUGCUACUGACAGCUUUAUCAUCAGUUUAUCCUUUGGAUCUGUAUGCUUUAAUCUUUGGAUCAAACUUCUUUAGGUCUUUACGUCCAGGCUGCAGUUCAGUUUUGAGUAAUGUUAAGGGUGUUCACUGUUCGCCCAUUCAGCAAAACCUCUUGUCAGUAAUUGACUGAGUGAGUGCUUUGCUAUGAUUUUCCAUGAUGUUUGUGGCAAGUCAAUGGGUAAUUUAGUAUGAUCACUGUCUGUGAAAUUAUUUCUGUAUUUUUUUUCCCUCUGUCUUGUUCCUUCUGUUAUAUCAAGACUUCAAACUUGAAGAUUUCUGGCAUGGCCUGUUGUCCUGCUUACAGCACUAACUAUGAAAGACCCUCAUAUGUGGUCAUCAGUCCUCGGCAUUAGUCAAGUAUGUAUUAUAAUCAUUGAAUAGUCAGUGUGAUAUUAAUUGCAGUCAGUGUUGGCGAAUGUGAGGUAAGCUUCACAAG
This is a messenger RNA of Centrocercus urophasianus (Greater sage-grouse), 1563 nucleotides long. Its product is annotated as PR domain zinc finger protein 5-like. Gene Ontology annotation, molecular function: DNA-binding transcription factor activity; protein binding; RNA polymerase II transcription regulatory region sequence-specific DNA binding. The coding region runs from base 84 to 404 and encodes 106 amino acids. Gene Ontology annotation, cellular component: nucleus. NCBI's taxonomy places the organism in Eukaryota, Metazoa, Chordata, Aves, Galliformes, Phasianidae. The transcript is spliced from 4 exons. The record is from RefSeq and is a predicted model, not a curated record. Gene Ontology annotation, biological process: negative regulation of DNA-templated transcription.